This is a messenger RNA of Hippopotamus amphibius kiboko, 6764 nucleotides long. It is a transcript of the gene IL17REL, whose product is annotated as interleukin 17 receptor E like. The coding region runs from base 106 to 1425 and encodes 439 amino acids. The record is from RefSeq and is a predicted model, not a curated record. Gene Ontology annotation, molecular function: interleukin-17 receptor activity. The transcript is spliced from 14 exons. Lineage: Eukaryota; Metazoa; Chordata; Mammalia; Artiodactyla; Hippopotamidae.
GUCUGAGCCUGGCUCAGGGUGUGCCCGCCACUCACCAGGGGCCUGGUUCCCUGAUGGCACCGGGGAAAUAUUUUCAACAGCUUCUGCCAGCAGCCCCCGACGAGCAUGUCCAGGCCCGUCCUGGAGGCCCUGACGCUCUCCACCGCCAUGAAGUGCGGCCUCCCCGGCGGCUGCUCCCUGCUCCUGCGUGUCAACGCCUCCCUCACGCUGCACGAGAGCCUGCGGGGCCUGGAGGCCUGUUCCAUGAGCCUGGACACCCAGGAGACACACUGCCAGAGAGUGCGGUUCCCCAAGGCCUCCUACCAGCCGCAGGUGGGGCAGCAGCUCCAGGUGCACUUCGACUGCUUCGAGGUGAGCGUGGCCCAGAGCCUCUACAUCACCCUGAGGACUGUCCCCAACUUCUGCGGGGUUCAGCUGGACCAGCAGUACCAUGUGGAAGACUGCAGCGACGAGGACGUGGGGAGGCACGUGCCAGCCUGCUUCGCUGGGAAGCUCUCCUACUGGGUGGACCGCAGCCGCAAGGUGGUCCUGGUACAGGUGCCAGAGUCUGGGGGCCCCGACUACUACGUGCGGCUCUGCCUCAAACGGUUCACCUGUGAGGACGCGGGCGCCCCGGUGCGGGUGACAGCGAACAGGGUCUCCCGGAGGGUCUCCCUGCCCUACAACCAGGAGCUGUCGUGCCUGUGCCUUGAGGUCAGUGAGGAUGUGGCCCUGGCAGCCGGGAGUGGACGAAAGGAUGGGCGGACCCUGCGCUCACCUCAGUCCCUCCCGCAGGGCUGGUCUGCGACCCCCGACGCGGUGCGGAUCCAGACCUGCCCCUUUGAGGACGACACGGAGACGCUGUGGGACGCCAUCCACUACCAGCCGGUGAGCCAGGCCCUGAGCUGGGAGCCCGCCUGCCCCGUGAGUGGCCGUGUGAGUCUGUGCUGGCGCCCAGGGCCAGGCGCGCGCUGCCUGGAGCUGCAGCACUCCGGCCGGCCCGCGCGCGGCAGGGUGCGGUACCUGUUCGUGGACACACAGCCCCAGCUCUGCCUGAAGUUCUCCACACGCCUGGGCUUCCGGGUGAGGUGUCCUUUCCAACAGCGGCGCUUCCCAGCCUGGAAGAUGACCGUCCGGCCGGCCCCCGCGCCGGGCCGCCUCCGCGUGGCCUUCUCCUCGCCCAGCCCCGCCCGCUUCCAGGUGUGCCUGUGUCCCCAGGGGAAGACGUGGCCCCCUGCCUGCCGCCGGGUGCUCCAGGCCAGCUCCAUCCCUGCAGCCUCCGGUGACCCCACAGAGGACCCUGCAGUGGCCUUCGUGGAUAUUCCGCGGGACGAGGCCUGUGCACCCAGUACCUGCCUCCAGGGCAGGAGGACCGACGUCCAGUUCUCUGCCCCUCAGCUGCUGUGCGACCUCCAGUGCGCGGCCGCCCAGGGGCCAGCAGCCUGAGGCCAGGUGACUCACCAAGAAGAAGCAAGUGGCAGCGCCCGACGGCUGGAUGUGGUGAGGGGCCAGCGCGCGUCUGGAUGCCCAAGCCUCUGACGGCGAAGCCUAGGCCUCAGAGCAGGAGGGGCGGGCGUGCCUCACCCGACCCCACUGUGCACAGCCCACGGUCCUCGCCGCUCCCCAGAGGCCAUGCCAGGGCCUCGGGUCAGACGGAGCACCUUCAGCCCCUCCUGGACCCCCUGAAUGGGACCCGCACAAUGGCUGGUGGGACGCCCCCCGCCUCAGAUGGCCCAGCCCGGGCCUGCCGCGCCUCAGCUUGGUCCAGGCUUCCUCUGGACAACCGGGGCGGCACGGCCGGCACCCCGGGCCCUGAGGACGGGGUUCUCUGCGGUGCAGGGCGGGGCCCCACCCCUUCUAUAGUUGACCAGGUCUGGGGCGCCAGGACACCCCCCACCCUGCUGAGGUCCACACACGGCAGCGGCCCCCCAGACCCCCCUCACACAGAUCGCCACCCUUCAAAGACUCUGCUAAGAACCCAGGCAAGCCCGCCACCCAAGCACCCACCCUGCGCCAACCCCCCCCGAGCUCAGACCCCCUUCCACUCCCAGGCCCCCAGCCAGGCCAGGCCCGUGGGGGCCGGCCACGUCUACUGGCCCCGGGGGCCGCCUGCCAAGGUGAGCCAUUCUCAGCCGUGUCCCCUUCCCUGAGGGCCACCAGGUGCCAUCUGUGCUCAGGGACCACGGGGGACCCUUGGCCCUGCAGCGUCCCUUCCGUGUCCCGGGCCAGAGGUCACCCAGCAGUUGGUGGCUGGGUGUGCCCUCACGGGACUCUCCUGCCAGCUCACGAGGACCACCGGGCAUGCUCCCCGAGCUGCGACGGGAGCCACCUCCGCGAGACCCCGGUGCACGCGGGCCGGCAGCCCAGGCCCCGCCCCGUCUGCAGAUGCGCCCCGCCCUCCAGGCCCUGGCUGGGCUGUCCCUCCUUCAGCCGGACGCAGGCCCCUGGGCCUUCUUGGCAUCCCUCCCUCGAUGGGGGCUGCUGCCCCUGGCCGACUGGGGUGGGGGGGAGGACAGCCAGCAUGGCCCCUCACUCAGUAAACACGUGUCCACCUGCUCGCGUCUUCCCUUGAGGACAGAAACGGGGUCUGCAGGGCAAGGUGGGUCCUUGGGGUGGGGGCGCGAGGACCACGGAGCCGCUGUACUUCCUUAAACGGACGCAGGUCAGGACCGCUGCCAGGGCCGAGGGUGGAGCCACCGCCCUCCCCCACCCCGCCCCCGUAUCAGAGGACAUCCCCGGGCUGAGGACGCCAACACCCCCAGGGGCCGCCCCCGUGAGUGGGAGGGGAGAGCGGCGCCCAGCGGGUGGGCUGAGGGCCCCCCGCGCCCCUCCCCCAAUGACGGGCAGGAGCUGCCCCGCCCCUCGAGCCCCGGGCUCCCGCUCCCCUACCCUGGCCAGGGCUGGGGCUUUGGGCUCACGUGCGGACUCCUUGCCGUCCUCUGGAGACCCCUGUCUGCCCCAGGUGCCCCCUCCCCGCUGAGGCAUAGGAGGAGAUGGGGGACCGCGGUCCCGGCUCUGGCUGGACCCCUCCCCCGGUGCCACAAGUUCUUUCUCCUCAUGCUUGGACCAUCCAGGGGCCCCCUGGCCCACGCACAGGGACCGCGGCCCCGACGCAGGGCCGCCCCAGGAAUCCCUGCCCGCCUGAAGGUGGGGGGCGGGGGGCGUUGCUGGUGGGAGCUGCUGGGAACGGACCAGACGCAGGCUCCUGGAGGCCUCGCCGCAGGCCCGGCCCUCCUCCAUGGGGAAGCGGAGGCCCAGGCGCAGCCAUGACGGGGCCCCUCUCCAGGACAAGGACGUGCAGGGCUGCGGGGCGGGGGCGAGGGACACGCCCAGGUCCCAGCUGCCCUGCCGGCCACGGUGUGCUGCCGCCAAGUGCAGGGGGCGCUCAGUGCCGGGUUCUGAGCUGGACCCUCCAGCCCGCCUCCAGGCCCGGAUCUGGAGCCACACCCAGAGCCCCGCGGCCCAAUGGCCCCCUGCCUUGGCGAGUCAGACUGCCCCCCGGCAGGGAGCCCCGUCCGCACCCCUGCCCGGGAGGUAAGUGCUGCUGCCCUCAGGCCCCGGGCUGAGGGCUGAGUGCGGAGCCCCCGCCAGGGCUCCCGGCUUGACUGAGGUGAGCCUCGCUCACUGUUCACUCCUCAAGCAGGUACGGAGCUCGCCAGUGCCACCCUGUCCCAGCACUGGCGACAAUCAGCACUGGCCCCGGGGCUGGGGACAGCACCUGCGUCUGCCCUGAACUGCGGGGCUUCUCGGGUCAGGAUUCUCAGCCUGGAACCCCAGGCAGACAGGGCCGUCGGUCGCCCUACCCGGAGCUGAGCUUUGCACAGGGAACACGGACCGCAGACGGCUGAACGUGUAACUUACGUGGGUGCCCAGCGCCGGUGUGAGGGGAGGCGGCUGGGGAAGCAAAUGUAAAGGGUGGAAGGGAAUGCCAGGUACAGUAGGCUGGUCCUGGCAACGUGUGAGCCUGGCUCUAACAGGUGGACGGGUGAGGGCGUGUGGCAGGCAGGUGGACCACGGGUGUCCUGGCUUGGAUACCGGGAGCACGAGUGAAGUAGACCAAGGUUUCGGCCUCAGUGUGGGGCUCCGUGGGCUGCGACAGAAAUGCGGCAGCAGCAGUUGCCGUGUGGACACGGUGAGUCUGAGCUGCCUCUGCUCACCACGGCUCUGUCGUGCCUUCCGGGUAUCACAUCCUCAGUGACCAGAACAGACACGGGUCCCUGCCCAAGGCAGAGGAGAGAAGCAUACACAUUAAAAAAAAAAAAAGAGUAAAUUAUCUAGGACAUAAAAGGGCUAUUCAGAAAGAGAAAUCGGAGCAGGAUAAAGGGAAGGAGAUGGUCUUGGGGGUAAAGUGGUGGGCUGGGUCUCACGCAAAGACAGGAAGGAGAUGUGGGCGUGUGUAGGCACCACCGGGACAAACGAUUAACACCCAGGGAGUCCCCCCACACGGGCAGAAAGGGGUGAAACCGUCUUAUUGGAUGAGCACUGAGAGAUUGCAAAGGCAGAAAUCUCACCCUUUCUAUGAGCCAGGCCGGUACAGUCCAUUCCAUACAUGAUCUCAGAAAAACAACUGUCCUCAAGAGUGCUCGACAUAAAGCCUGUUUUGUAUGAUAAUAACAUGAAGUCAUGCCAGCUUUCUUUGAUUCCUGUUUGCAUGGAAUGCCUUAUUCUUUUACUUUCAACCUCUUUGUGUCUUUGUACGUGAAGUGAGCUCUGUACACAGCAUGUGUACAAAGAUGGAUCCUCUUUGCCAAUCUCCGUCUUUUACCUGGAGAGGUUAAUCCAUUUGCAUUUAAAGUGAAUACUGAGGGGCGUCCCUGGGGGUCCAGUGGGUAAGAAUCCACCUUCCAGUGCAGGGGGCCUGGGUUGGAUCCCUGGUCAAGGGACUAGAUCCUGCAUGCAUGCUGCAACUAAAGAUACCACGAGGUACCACACCUAAGUAAGUAAGUAAAUAAGUACAUAGUUUUUAAGACACAGUGACUACUGAAAAGGAAGGGUUUACUUCCACCAUAGCUAUUUGUUUUCUUAUGUUUCAUAUGGUUUUUUUCCCCUCAGUUCUUUUAUUACUGCCUUUUCGGGUAUUUAGUUGAUUUUUAUAGUGUGCUAUUUUGAUGUCCUUCCUCUUUCUUGUAUUUUUUCCCCAGUAUUUUCUUCGUGGCUUCCUUGGGAGUUACAAUUAAAAUCUUAAACUCGUAAAGACCUAGUUUGAAUAAUACCAGCUUGGUUUCCGUAGUGUACACUCUGCUCCUGCACAUCCACAGCCCUGCCCGCUGUCGUCACAGAGCGUCUUCAUCUCUCAUGGGUCCGUCAGCAUAGAUCUAUGCCUAGUGUUUCAGGCAUUUGCUUUUCAAUCAUAAGGGGAAAAAAUAGAGGAAUUACAAACCAAAACUGCAGUAACACCAGCUUUUAAAUUCUCCCAUGCAGUAACCUCUACUGUGUUCUGUACCUUCUCCUGGCUUUGACUUACUGCCUGGUGUGUUUUCAUUCCACCUGAAGGACUCUCUUUAGCAUUUCCUGUAGGGCAGGUCUGCUGGUAACGAACUCCCUGAGCUUUUACUCAUCUGGAAACAUCUUACUUCCUCUUUCAUUCCUGAAAGAUAGUUUUACUGGAUAUAGAAUUCUGUGACUUCCCUGGUGGUCUAAUGGGUGGUCUGCAUUCCCAAUGCAGGGGGCCCGGGUUCAAUCCCCGCUUGGGGAGCUAGAUCCCACAUACAUGCCGCCACUAAGAGUUUGCAUGCCACAACUAAGGAGCCCUCCUGCUGCAACCAAGACCCAGAGCAAGCAAAUAAAUAAUUCUUUUUAAAGAAUUCUUGGUUGACAGGUCUUUCUUUUUCUUGAGGACUUCAAAUAUGUCAUCCCACUGCCUUGUGUUCUCCAAGGCUUCUAAUGAGAAAUCUUCUGGAAGUCUCGUUCAGGGUUUCCGUGGAAAGGCCAGAAGGGCUGUUGCGGCGGAGACCGCAGCGUGGGCACAGUGGGCAAACGGAGAAGCUGGCUGAGGUCACGGGGGUGGGGGAUGGUCAGAGCUGAGGAGGGGAGGAGCCUUUCCAGGAAAGGACCUACUGUCACUGGGCUGCGGGCCAGGUGAGGGGGUGCUCAGACCAUGAGCGUCUUGAGUCGGGAACCCACCUUGACAAGACCAGCCCUGGGGGAGAAGCCCGACUGGAGAGGGUUCUUGCAGGGAGGGCGGGAGGACACCCCCUGAGUUUAGUGGGGCCGGAACAAAGAAAUGGGUGAUACCUCAGAGUUGCUAGGACCCUACCUGCCUGGCAGUUUGGGGGCUUUCUAGUUUGCAGGAAUAAUAACUGGUGUGGAGGGGGUGGGCUGCUGCCGCCAGCCAGGUUCUGCAGUGCAGAGGGCGGAGGGGCUUGACCUUGCGCCGUCUCUGCCCCUGGAGGUCGAGCAGAGGCCCGGGUUUGGGGUCCAGCUGGGGUGGCCAGGGGAAGGGGAGGCAGCUCGGCCGGCCAGGUGCGGAGAUGGGUCCUGGCAGUGGGGCCUCCAGACAGCAGCGCCCGGGCUUCGGUGGCAUCUGCAUCUCUCGGGGCAGCCGUGCCUGCCGACCGGGCCAGCCCCCAGCGACGGGUCCCCACGUUCACCCUCUUCCAGCCCAAAAGCCAAGAGCGGUGGGUUCCCGCACAACCUCCACGAGGGCCGCUUCCAGGAAGCUCCAGACGCCGCUAACGCUAGUUUUAAAGGCUGCGUAUCACUCGGAGACGAUCGCCUCCUUUCCCUAACACUUUUCGUGGGCCCGUCUAAACGUGCCGUUUUCCGCGCGGCACUGGGCGCAGCCC